This is a messenger RNA of Capsella rubella, 1348 nucleotides long. Its product is annotated as PHD finger protein ALFIN-LIKE 6. Gene Ontology annotation, cellular component: nucleus. The coding region runs from base 262 to 1023 and encodes 253 amino acids. NCBI's taxonomy places the organism in Eukaryota, Viridiplantae, Streptophyta, Magnoliopsida, Brassicales, Brassicaceae. The record is from RefSeq and is a predicted model, not a curated record. Gene Ontology annotation, molecular function: transcription coregulator activity; transcription cis-regulatory region binding; histone binding. Gene Ontology annotation, biological process: regulation of DNA-templated transcription. The transcript is spliced from 5 exons.
UGUCAUAAAUCGGUCCCUUUUGUUUUUUUUCGAUUUAGGGUUUCUAAGCCCUUUUGUCUAUUUUUUCUUUUCUCAAUUUCACCCCCAAAAUUAAAUCUUUCUUCAGAGAGAGAUUUACAAAUUUUCAUCUCCCCAAAUCUGGGUUUCAUCGAUUCUUUGAAAAAUUUGUCCUAAGAUUUUGAUUUUGACCGGAAAAUUCUCAUAUUUCGCCGGCGACUCUGAAGCUGUAAAUUCAUUCUCCGGCGACGUCGUCUGUGAAAUAUGGAGGGGAUCAGUCAUCCUAUACCUCGUACCGUUGAAGAGGUCUUUAGCGACUUCAGAGGUCGACGAGCUGGUCUUAUCAAAGCUCUCACAAACGAUAUGGUGAAGUUUUACCAAACGUGUGAUCCUGAGAAGGAGAACUUGUGCCUCUAUGGACUUCCAAAUGAGACAUGGGAAGUUAAUCUUCCUGUCGAGGAAGUUCCUCCUGAGCUUCCUGAACCAGCUUUAGGCAUCAAUUUCGCUAGAGACGGGAUGCAAGAAAAGGACUGGGUAUCUUUGGUUGCAGUUCACAGCGAUUCAUGGCUUCUUUCUGUUGCAUUUUACUUUGGUGCACGUUUUGGAUUCGGUAAGAACGAGAGGAAGAGGCUAUUCCAGAUGAUUAACGAGCUGCCAACCAUUUUCGAAGUUGUGACCGGCAAUGCAAAGCAGUCCAAGGAUCAAUCUGGUAACAACAACAAUAGCAAAAGCAAAUCUAGUGGCAUCAAGCAGUCUCGCCAUUCGGAAUCUCUCACAAAAGUUGCAAAGAUGUCAUCUCCACCACCAAAAGACGAUGAUGAAAGUGAAGACGAGGAUGAAGACGAUGAACAAGGUGCGGUUUGUGGCGCUUGUGGAGACAAUUACGGUACAGAUGAGUUCUGGAUUUGCUGCGACGCAUGUGAGAAAUGGUUCCAUGGGAAAUGUGUGAAGAUAACACCUGCAAAAGCAGAAAGCAUCAAGCAUUACAAAUGCCCAAGUUGCAGUAACAAGAGAGCCAGACCUUGAAGUUAAAUAAUCAAAUUGGAAGAGGUAAACAAGUUAGGAGAGUUGUGCAAAGAAGGAGCUGAAGUUCCCAGUUUAUAAGAAAUUGCCAGUAAAAGGGGCUUUAGAAGAUGAAGUUGUAAGAAGGUUCAAAAUAAGAUACUUUUUUUUUUAGUCUUUAUUGUGAGAUUAAGACUAUUUAUAAUUGUUUGUCCUUUCUUUUCUUUUUUGGAUUUUUUCUUUUCUUGGUGUUGUUGUUAAUGUUAGUUCUACUACUAAUUUGUUUGGUCUGUUUAAGAUAUUUUAGAUUGAUCAGUAAUUUGCAAAAGUUGUGAAAUUGUUUUGUGCU